This is a messenger RNA of Helianthus annuus (common sunflower), 2721 nucleotides long. RefSeq lists its product as uncharacterized. Bases 1 to 2721 code for a protein of 906 amino acids. The record is from RefSeq and is a predicted model, not a curated record. Lineage: Eukaryota; Viridiplantae; Streptophyta; Magnoliopsida; Asterales; Asteraceae. The transcript has 4 exons.
AUGGAUUAUACUCAGUUUAAGACGUCGGAUAUGGAUGCAAGACAUGUUAAGCCGCCGGAUAUUCUGUCAUCUUCGUCAAACCCUAAUAAGGGUUUUGCGUCAAGGUUGUUGAACAUUGACGGCAAAACAUUCUGCCCGCGUAGAGGAGUUUUGUCUGAUCAUCAACAGGGACAAAAGAUAGUUAACAUCAUAGAUGAACUUACCAAGGUCACAGUUCCAGUUGAUAAUAAAGCCGAUGGUCAUGGUGCCGAUAAACCUGAUGCUGUGCAUGAUGAGAUUUUCUGGGGAACUUAUAAGGAGGAAAAAUCAGCCUCGUAUGCUGAUAAGGUGCAGUCUACUUUUAAGAAAAGAGAGGUAAAUUUCAGACUUAUGGAACCUAUGGAAACAAGAGAUGAUGCGGAUAUUGUUAUACCGAGAGAGGUGGUGCAGCAGGUUCAACACAAAUUUGAUAAUGUGCUCUAUGGUUUCUUUUUCUUUAAGUUUGAUUCAAAGGAGGGUUUGACGAAAGUACUGGAAGGAGGACCAUGGUUAAUACAAAAAGUUCCGCUGUUUCUGAAUGUAUGGUCUCCGAAGGUUACACUUAAGAAAGAUAGUAUCAAAACAGUUCCUAUAUGGGUUAAGUUGCACAAUGUGCCGAUUGCGGUUUAUACUGAUGAUGGAUUGAGCUUGCUGGCGUCGAAGUUAGGGGUUCCUAAAAGGUUAGAUUCUUAUACCGCUGAUAUGUGUGUUGAUAAUUGGGGUAGGAGUAGUUAUGCUCGUGCGAUGAUUGAGAUAAAUGCUGACAAUGAGAUGAAGGAUCACAUUACUGUAGCUAUCCCGAAAAUGGAUGAGGAGGGAUUCAUAUUGGAACGGGUUAAAGUUGAAUAUGAGUGGAGGCCGCUUCGCUGUAGUUCAUGCUGUUUGUUUGGCCAUGAUGAUAAUACAUGUCACAAGAAACCUAAUGGUAAGGCUAGGGUGGUAACAGUUGAUGAGGAGGGAUUUGUUACUGAUAACAGGAGGAUGGCGAGGUACUCGUUUCCUCAAAAAAAGCAAAAACCUAAGGUUGUGUAUAAACCUAAGACUAAUAAAAAUCAUGCAAGUACGUCUGGGACGAAGGGGGAUAGUUCGGAUGUGCCGUUGUCAAACUCUUUUGAGGUGCUUGAUAAUAAUAAGAAUGAUGAGAAAAGGGAUCCGACUAGUGCCAAGUCGAUGAUUGAUGAAACUCAUGGGACUCGUAUACAACAACCUGAUGAAGUUAUCGAGGUGAACCCGACAGAGAUGGCUGAUUUUAUGAGAGAGUCUCAUGUGGAUGUUAACAAGCUGAAUAAGAUAUGUGAAAAGGUUUUUCGAAAUUGGAAGUGGACAUCGAACGGAGGUAUGUGUCAAAGAGGUACGAGGGUUAUAUUGGGGUGGAAUGUGGAUGAUAUUGAUCUUAUGGUUAUAUCCCAAUCAGACCAGGUUAUUCAUACUCAGGAUAGGAGAAGCUUGUGGGCUGAUUUGUGUAGAUUUAAAGGCAUCACCCAUGACACCCCUUGGGUUGUAAUGGGUGAUUUCAACGCUGCUUUGAAUAUGGAGGAUUUUGUGAUGGGGCCAUCAUCCCAUACUAUAGCUAUGCGAGAAUUUUUUGAGUGUAUUCAAGAGGCAGAAUUGCUUGAUGUUAAGAGUCAUGGGUUGCAUUAUACUUGGAAUCAAAAACCAAGGGAUGGGGUAGGAAUGCUAAAGAAAAUUGACCGUAUUAUGGGUAACAUCAAACUUAUUGAUGUUUUUUCGGAUGCUUAUGUUAUAUUUCAGCCGUUCCGUGUUUCUGAUCAUGCUCCUGCUAUUUUGAAGUUAUUCUCCAUGUCUACGGACCGGCCUAAACCAUUUAAAUUCCCGAAUUUUAUUAUCACAAAGCCAGAGUUCCGCCAAGCUGUUAUAUCUGAAUGGAAUAAAACCGUGGAGGGGGCUACCAUGUUUUCUGUGGUUAUGAAAAUGAAGAGCCUGAAAACGCAUUUUCAGAGGAUAUUGCGUAAUCAAGGUAAUCUACAUAAAAGAGUUACAGACUUACGGAAUGAGCUUGACCAGAUUCAAAAACAGGUGGAAGCUCAUCCUUUUGAUGCUUCUAUUCGGUUAUUGGAGGCUAGCUGUUUACGUGAUUUUAAGUCAGCGGUUUAUGAUGAGGAGUGCUUCUUGAAACAAAAAUCUAAAGUGCAAUGGUUAUGUGCGGGUGAUUCAAAUACGUCUUACUUUCAUAAUUGUGUGAAGAGUAGGAAUGCUAGAAGUAAAAUCAAUUGCAUUAAGGAUAUGAAUGGGAGCCAGUAUGAGGGAGAUUAUGUUGCGGCUGCUUUGUUGAACCAUUAUUCAGGUUUCAUGGGCACUCAAGAUCGAGUGACGAGGUUGGAUGAGACAGAUUUGUUCGUUAAUGUUUUGCAGCAGAAUGUGGCGGAGAAUAUGGUUAGACAGGUCACUGAUGAUGAAGUUAAACAGGCUAUGUUCAGCAUAGGGGAGAACAAGGCUCCAGGUCCAGACGGAUACACUUCAGCAUUUUUUAAAAAUGCCUGGGAUGUUGUGGGUGGUGAAGUUACUAAGGCGGUGUGUGAUUUUUUUAAUAAUGGGCAAAUUCUUAAGCAAAUUAACCAUACGAUUUUAGCGUUGGUACCAAAGAUUGAUACGCCAAAUUCAGUUCUUGAUUACAGGCCAAUAUCAUGUUGUAAUGUGAUAUAUAAGUGGGUAAAGGGUUACCCCGGUGAAUUUUAUAUAUAA